Cyclopterus lumpus (lumpfish) is the source of this 1344-nucleotide messenger RNA. RefSeq names its product insulinoma-associated 1a (gene insm1a). Gene Ontology annotation, cellular component: nucleus; transcription repressor complex. The record is from RefSeq and is a predicted model, not a curated record. Gene Ontology annotation, biological process: negative regulation of transcription by RNA polymerase II; regulation of cell cycle process; neuron differentiation. The transcript has a single exon. Lineage: Eukaryota; Metazoa; Chordata; Actinopteri; Perciformes; Cyclopteridae. The coding region runs from base 1 to 1344 and encodes 447 amino acids. Gene Ontology annotation, molecular function: RNA polymerase II cis-regulatory region sequence-specific DNA binding; DNA-binding transcription repressor activity, RNA polymerase II-specific.
AUGCCGAGGGGCUUUUUGGUGAAAAGGAACAGGAAGACCAACCCGGUGUCGUACCGGGUCCGCCCCGACGAGGAGCACGCGGAGCACGCCGCGGCUGAUGCGCCGCCGCCGCCGCCGCUUUCCUGCGCGCCCUUCGGCGCCUCCUUCCCGGUGCGCGCACAGACGCCGACGCCCACCUGCGGGGCGGCGGCUCCGGAGCAGGUCGCCCGACCGGUGCAGUUCGGGAACCCGGAGCUGGUGUACCAGGCGCUCUACAGCCCGACCCGGCCCGUCAGCCGGGACCACGACCGCUCCUCCUUCGAGAGGCGCUUCAACCUCGGGUCUCCGGGUUCCGCCGAGUCCUUCCCCACACCGGCAGCGCUCCCCGCCGUGGACCACCGAUACGCCCCGGUGGACCUGAAGAUCGGCUCCAGCAACAGCAGCCGCACCGAGACCAGCGCCACGUCCGCCGCGGCGCUCCCCGCCGCCGCGACCAAGCGGCCCCAUCUCAGCGCGGAGCGCAAAGGCAAACCGCCGAGCAAGAAGACCAAAGCCAUCCGGAGACUGCACUUUGAGGAUGACGUCACCACGUCUCCGGUGCUCGGGCUGAAGAUCAAAGAGGCGCUGGUGGACCAGAAGCCCCUCAGACCGCAGCUGCCCGGAGGGGACAACGUCCCGCUGGGCGAGUUCGUGUGCCAGCUGUGCCGCGAGGCGUACGCGGACCCGUUCGCUCUCGCGCAGCACAAGUGCUCCCGGAUAGUCCGGGUCGAGUACAGGUGUCCCGAGUGCGACAAGGUGUUCAGCUGCCCGGCUAACCUCGCCUCGCACCGGCGCUGGCACAAGCCGAAGCCGCAGAGCUCCGCUCCGGGGGGGCCGCAUCCGGAGAGCGACAAGCCUUCCGCGUCCGGUAAGACCGCGGCGGAGGAAGCGAAGGAUUCUAGUGACAGGGACUCGCCCAGUCCCGGACCGUCCGAGUCCGGCUCCGAGGAAGGGCUGUACGAUUGUAACCACUGCGGGAAAAAGUUCAAACGCCAAGCGUACCUGCGGAAGCACCUGGCGUCUCAGCACGGCUCCCCGAAGCCGGCGGAGGACGACGACGCGGCGGAGCGCAGCGCGGCGCUGCUGAACCUGAGCGGCGGCGCCGCCGCGUGCCACCUGUGUCCGGUGUGCGGGGAGAGCUUCGCCCACCGGGGCGGCCUGGAGCGGCACAUCCGGCUGCUGCACGCCUCGCAGGUGUACCCGUGCAAGUACUGCCCCGCCGUGUUCUACAGCUCCCCGGGACUCACGCGACACAUCAACAAGUGCCACCCGUCCGAGAACCGGCAGGUGAUCCUGCUGCAGAUGCCGCUCCGCCCCGCGUGCUGA